UUCAGUGAUGAAGCAUUAGCUCAGAUUGGUUCCGAACAAAAAGCAGUGCAUAUGAAGAUGCUCUCUGUAACCUGCACUCCAAAUAUUGUUUGUGUAAAAGAAGCUGGAAGAGGAGAGACGCAUGUCCACAAACGUGUACAACAGCUUUGUAUAUGCAAAGACCUGAUGCACUCUCUCUUGUUGUAGUGAACAUGGAGGUGGUAGAUUCCAGACAGUGAUAGGUUUAUGAUCUGGAUAAUGGAAAAUGUGCAUUUGCAAUAUAAUGGGCUGCAGAUCCGUUUUUCUACGUAUAUGCUUUUCCACAACAUGAAUGCCCCCAUUCACCCAAAUACCACCAAUUAAUUCUGAUCCAACAGAAAAUGUUCGCACUGAUAUUGUAGUAAUUUAAAUAUGUCAUAUUAUUGUCACUGAAAAGUGUUUAGCCGGUAUAAAAGCGAAUGCAUUAGAAAGGAUUGUUUGUGCAUGUUUUUAUUAAUAUAUAAGCUAAGUCUCUUGUACAGAUUCUUUAACACUGCCAGAAUGAAACCUACUUAAAAAACUCUGGAGACAAACUGGUGAACAAUGAAAGCUGAUCUAGAACCUGCAGCCAAAAGAAAGAAACGGAAGACUAGACGGACACAAUGGAUUGUCUCAGCUAGUUUGUUCCACAAUCAGCCCAGAGGACAAACAGUAAAUGGCUAACCUGCUGUGAUAAAAUGAGAGUGAACACCGAGGCUGGUGGGCUGAACUGUUCUAAAGAAGGCAGGACCUUUUCUGCUUCCAACGCGCAGUCAGAGCCGCUGAAAUAAAAGCUCUGUGAGCCAGCACAGCUAUUGGCUGGAGGCUGCAGGUCUGUGUGCUCUGACGAUGGAGAGCUGCAAUCACCAGCUCACACACUGACUCCACUCAGCAAACUGAAGGGACCAUGUCGCAGUUCACUCUGGGAGUUCACCUGCAGAUUGUGCUGGCUGUGGGUCUGGCUGUGUUCUGCUAUUGUCUGGUUCUUGGCUGCAUCCUUUGUUGUCGCAGAAAGAAGAGUGUUUCAUCGGAUGACAAGGAAGGAGUUUUCUUGUCUCCUCAUCCUGCUGAGAGGGUCACCAUGACACUGACUCCAUCUCUGUGCACGCAACCUGUCAAGCAGCAGUAUGAGGAGCUGGAUGGGGAUGUGUUGGACUUUCCUUCCUCUAAAAGCAGCUCUUCUCCCUCCGAGGAUGACCUCACUGCUUUGCCCUUCGACCGCAGCCCAACCAGGUCUGCUGAGCUGGUCCAGUCUCGGUCUUCUUUCCCCAUGCGGCGCCUCAGCACUCCAGCUCAUCCCUGCUCACCCAGCAAACCUCAAAGUCAUGGCAGGGCCUCUUUGCCAUCCAUCACUAAGUUAAGUUUUGUGUCUAAAUCCCGUCGGGCGAUGGGAAGGCGCAGCACUGUGAGUGGAGAAAGUUUAAUCUACAGUGAGAGCAGCUGUUUGGCUGCUGCUGCCGCCAGAUCUCCUGUCCAGCAAGGGGAGGCCAGUCUGUCACAGUAUGGCUCCAACUCUGUCUCCAUUCUCUCCAAGUCAGCUCCUGUCCUGCACUUCUCCCUGCUCUUCUCUUCUGCCUGUGGCAAUCUGGUGGUCAACAUCCUGGGGCUCUCGGGAGCCAGUCGAAGGCGUAGUGGGAUGUUUGUUCGGGCCAGCCUUCCUCCACUCUGUCCGUCUCCUCAGCAGAUAGCCUCACGGCGACGCAGCCUCAGUCCAGAGCUCCACAGCCAGAGCUUUGUGCUGCAGGUGGGAACUGUGGAAGAGCUGCGGACCUGCACCUUGAGACUGGCUGUCUACAGCAGGGACUUCUCUGGCCUCAGAGAGGCUGCGCUGGGGGUGCUGGAGCUGCCCUGUGAGCAGAUGGACUGGGAGCCUGACACCACUGCGACCUACACCAGGCAGCUCAACCCAACAAAAAGCAAGCUGAAAAAGAGUGUGAGUUCUCAGGAGACGUUGGGUCGCAGGAAGAGCUCGGUGUGUGUGCCGCGGGUGUUGGGACAGCUGUUCAUCCUGCUGCAGUACCAGACAUUGGCCCAGCGCAUCAAGGUGAUGGUUCGAAAGGCUGAAAAUCUGGCCAAGCUCACACGGAUCCCAGGAGCUCCAGAGCAUUACGUUGUCAUUAACUUGCGUCAGGAUGGGAAAGUCAUCGGUACCAAGGAGACCAAAGGGGCCAGUGGUGCAAACCCUAUCUGGAACGCUCCUUUCCUGUUUGACUUGCCUCCUGGUGACAUCACUCAGCUCCCAUUGGUUCUUGAAUUCAUCAUCAUGCAGGGUCGUCUCUACACUAAGAACAGUAUUCUGGGCCGUGUGCUGAUUGGCAGCGACGCUUCAGAGGCAGGACAGGGACACUGGCAGGAAAUGUGCAGUCGAGGGCAAAUGGAAACUGCUCGCUGGCACACCAUCCAAUCAGAUGUGCUGUAGGACCUGCUGAUAGACUGUGAGAACAUGCUACGGUCUCUCUGCUAUUUUAGUUUGGUGGAUUUUUGAUGCUUAACAGUUUUUCAUGUAACCUAUCAACAAACAUUGAUGAUGAAUUGAAUAACUGGUGAUGCUGGUUGAUGAUUCGUGGGCUGCUUUCCACUGCAGGAGCUCAGGGCAGGCACGAGGUGGUGUGAGUGUUUACAGGAUCAGUCCCAUAAUUGGCUUUUCACGCUCCUCUUGUCCUUCUCAAACUUAAACAAUCAGCAUCAAGACCAACAGUUUUUUAAGGCUGCUCAGUAGUACCAACCCUGACACAGGUGUUUGUUCCUCACCAGGGGAACUUCCUGCAUUCAGAACCUCUUACAAAGAGUUUGUGCUGCCAUUAAACAGUCCACAAGUUCCUGCAGUGGCCAAACGGCCUCAUGUGUACUUACCAGAGGCCUAUAGAGGGAGAAGCAUUGAUCACUGUAUGGUGUAAGGAGUGAUGUGUAGCAGUUUUCUCCAGAUUAACAGUAUUUUGCAUCCCCCCAUUGCCUUUGUGAUUAUUUCCACUGUGACUUCUUAAACUGUAGUCUGUAAAACUGUCCCAUUCUGGAUGUACUGUAUGAAACCUGUGCUGAUGUUGUACUGUUUGUAUCGUGCCCAGAGACUACAAAAGUUAAUGUUGACUAGAACAGAAAUUUUAAGCAUAUACAGUAUGUUGUCACUGCUUGUGUUUUUUUUCUGUGAUUUAUAACUGUGCCACUGUUUGUCCAUUAACCGUGAAUGCCAUUCCAUACUAACAUCUUGCUUUCAGGAUGGGUCUUUUAGAGUGGAUUCACUAUAUGAGGCACAGCUGCUGAACUAUUGUUUAAUUUUGUACAUUCACAGGCCAUAUUACAAUUAACAUGUGGGAGCGUUGUGAUUCACAGUCACUAUGGCUAUACAGCAGUUAUAUAUUGCAGGCAGCCUAAAGAUGCACAACAAGUGCUAAUGAUAAUGAGAACUGUUUGUUUUUCAGAACCUUCCAUCUUGUCUCUUGUGUUGCUGUGUAAAGUGAAUCGCUGUGACUGCACAUAAUGCAGUUCUCAUCCGCUAUGGCUCUCUUGCUGGUGACCACAACCAGCAGUUGUUAGGAUGAGGCUGAACACAGAUUUAACACCACAGUGGCAGGCAUGAAAAAAUUAUCAGUAUAUCCUCUUUUAAAAUAGAAAUCUCAUUUCAAAAUGUGCUAUAUUUGAAAAAAACUUAACAUCUCCUCAACAGGAGGUGUGAGCAUAACAAAUAUUUCAAUUUUUUUGGGCAUCAUUCUUAAUAAUGAUAAUGUUAUUAACACUAACAUGUAAUGUUUAUUUUUUUGGAGUUCAGGCAACGUAUUGCUGUGUUGUGUUUGUGUAGUUUGUUUUAAAGUAUCCCACCCAUGUC
Acanthochromis polyacanthus (spiny chromis) is the source of this 3820-nucleotide messenger RNA. Its product is annotated as synaptotagmin-5. Gene Ontology annotation, molecular function: phosphatidylserine binding; calcium ion binding; SNARE binding. The transcript has 6 exons. NCBI's taxonomy places the organism in Eukaryota, Metazoa, Chordata, Actinopteri, Pomacentridae. Bases 905 to 2416 code for a protein of 503 amino acids. Gene Ontology annotation, cellular component: axon; synapse. Gene Ontology annotation, biological process: calcium-ion regulated exocytosis; cellular response to calcium ion; regulation of dopamine secretion. The record is from RefSeq and is a predicted model, not a curated record.